Vespa velutina is the source of this 884-nucleotide messenger RNA. Its product is annotated as NADH dehydrogenase [ubiquinone] 1 alpha subcomplex assembly factor 2. Gene Ontology annotation, cellular component: membrane. Gene Ontology annotation, biological process: mitochondrial respiratory chain complex I assembly. The transcript is spliced from 3 exons. The record is from RefSeq and is a predicted model, not a curated record. NCBI's taxonomy places the organism in Eukaryota, Metazoa, Arthropoda, Insecta, Hymenoptera, Vespidae. The coding region runs from base 396 to 869 and encodes 157 amino acids.
UAUUGUUAUACGAUAGAUAUUAUUACUUAGAAAUUACUAUUAUUAGAAAACUAAUUUAAAAGUUAAUCUUCGAUUUAUACAUCUGGUUCUUUUGUAUUUUUUUUCUGGUUUUUUUUUUUUUUCCUCUAAAAAUCAACGCUCUUUACAUAAAAAUUUAACGAUAAAUUGAUGAAAUCCAUCAAGCAGUAGUAAGAGAAAUCCCUUUUUUUUUAAUAAUUAAAUCAAAUGACAAUAAAAAAUUUGCACUUAUAUUGUUUGCUCAAAUAUUAAAAUUAAAAAAUAUGGCUGUAAUUACUAUCGUACAUUCGUAAAUAUAUAUUUUAAUGUUGCUUGUCGAAACAUAAUUUUAGUAUUUAGUGCUAGUAUCAAGUGAUUUAUGUGUCAUAUUAAACAAGAUGUCUGGAAGGCAACGUGGUCUAUUCCGAAUGAUAUUUAGAGAUUUUUUAGCAUCAAUCAGACCUAAUAUUAGUAGACCAAAGUUGAUGGGAGAAGAUUAUUUCGGAACUAAAUAUUAUGAAGUACCAAUAAGUUCCACAUCUAUAAAAAAGAAACCUGCUCGAUAUUUUAAAGCUAUAAACAAUGAUUUUGAACAAGAAAUACCUGCAGAAUGGGAAGCUUGGUUGAGAUAUCGUAGAAAGGAACCACCAACUUUCAUAGAAAUUGAGACAAAUUAUAAAAUUCAAAUAAGUAAAAAAAUGAAUGCAACUAAAUUAGAAGCUUCUAAUAAAGAAUUAGCAACUUUAAAGAAAACUAAUAUACCUGUUGAAAAACAUGGAUAUGAAAGCUUUCCCGUCUAUGAGGAGUAUAAUUCUACGGGAAUAAAGAAGAGGAAUAUAAAGGAGUUUUAUAUAUGUUUAUAUAUGAAGUAAAAUAUAUUAAAAUUU